Messenger RNA from Scleropages formosus (Asian bonytongue), 4716 nucleotides. RefSeq names its product TGF-beta activated kinase 1 (MAP3K7) binding protein 2 (gene tab2). The coding region runs from base 505 to 2793 and encodes 762 amino acids. The transcript has 8 exons. Lineage: Eukaryota; Metazoa; Chordata; Actinopteri; Osteoglossiformes; Osteoglossidae. The record is from RefSeq and is a predicted model, not a curated record. Gene Ontology annotation, molecular function: K63-linked polyubiquitin modification-dependent protein binding; ubiquitin binding. Gene Ontology annotation, biological process: positive regulation of protein kinase activity; positive regulation of canonical NF-kappaB signal transduction.
AUUUUCCUCGAGCCCGACAUGUUCCGGUCUCGCGAUAGGCCGCUGGCUCGCGCGGCCGCCAUAUUGUGUGACACUAUUUUGAUUCGUAUCUCUCUGGAAGUUCGGAAAAGGAAAAGAGAAAUUAAGGCGGGGAGGCGCGGGGGAAGCGGGGCAAGAGUUGUGAGAAAAAAAAGAAAAGAGAAAGAAAAGGAACUCUCCGGGUGUGUGAACGCAGCGGGGGCCGCGGCGUGCCGUGCUCUGCUUCGCUUCCCCUCCCCGCCGCCUCAGCUCCGAGCCACCAAAACAGAGGAGGCCCGGCGGGCGCUAUUCAUUCCCCCCCGUUCCCCGCCUCUCCCGUCAGCGCCCCGGCCCAGCGGAGAUUCGGCGGCGGCGCCUCGGGUGUCGAAGGCGACCCGGGGAGCGGCGGCGGAGACGAUGCACAAGCUGUGGGUGGAACGUUGUCACCACUGAGGCCUAAGGCUGCUGAACGAAGUGAAGGACCGGUCCCAACCCGGCACCACACGAAUGGCCCAGGGAAGCCAGCAUAUUGACAUCCAGGUUUUGCACGACCUGCGCCAAAAGUUUCCUGAGGUUCCAGAAGGGGUGGUGUCCCAGUGUGUUCUGCAGAACAACAAUAAUUUGCAUGCCUGCUGCGAGUACCUGUCCCAGGUGAGCACAGGGUACUUGUAUGGUGAGGGAAACCUCAGCUUCCCAGAAGAGUCCAACUUGUCGCGACUCCAGAAUCACAUGACCCAGCUGAACCUGGACCUUCAGUCUCAGAAUGUGCAUGUGCCUUCGGCGCGGGAAGGUCAGAGGAUGAACGGCAGCCGAACUCUGACCCACAGCCUGAGCGACGGGCCCCUGCAGGGCACACAGCCUGGCCAGCUCUUCCAGUCUGAACCACAGUCAGCCCCUGCGCAAGUGCCCUCUGGUCUCAGUGUGUUUGGCAUCAUGGACGCAGCAAGGAAGCCACAGCCACCGCAGCACCUUGGCCUCUACCAGCUCAGUGGCAAGCCACAUGCUGCAGGGGGGCAGCAAGCACCUCGUUUCAACCCCAUCACAGUUACCCUGGCUCCCAACAUCCCGACGGGCCGUAACACCCCCACUUCUUUGCACAUACAUGGUGGGCCCCAGUCUGGCCUCAACAGUCAGCAGGGUAACUCCAUCUACAUCAGGCCUUAUGUCACCCAGUCCAGUACGAUCCGCCAGCAGCAGCAGCCUCAGUGCAGCCCCACCUACCAGAUCUCCCACCCUGCCUCACUGCCCUGUGGCAGGACGCUUCCCUCACAGCACAGCUCCUCGCAUACCUCGCCACACCAGUCACAGGGCCAUCAGACCUCACAUGUCUACAUGCCCAUCAGCUCACCCACCAACCCCCAAGCACCCUCUGUCCUCCAAACACCCAGUGGAACCUUGCCCUCUGGGGGUCCUUCUUCAGCUGCACCGGCCUCCUUCAGCCAGUACAACAUCCAGACCAUAUCCACCGGGCCGCGUAAGAACCAGAUUGAGAUCAAACUUGAAUCGCCCCAGCGGAGCAAUGCUGGCGGUGGGCCGCGCUCCUCUUCCUCCACUUCCUCAUCAUCUUCCUCCUCCUCUUGCCCUGCCUCUUCCUCCAUGGGCUCCAGUACCUGCCCCACGGCACCCUUGUCUAUUGGUGGCCCUGGCCCAAAUCGCAGCCAGCCUACUGUUUACAUCUCGGCCAGUCCACCAUCAGGGGCGACGGCUGCACCUGAUGAUCCUGCCAUGGCACCCUCCAGCUCCCGCUCCCAGCCUAAGUUUUACAUCUCGGCCAAUGCAACAGGUGACGACGCCAGUGGCCGGAAUCCCACCUUGUACAUCUCGGCCAACCCACCCCUGCAAGGUCCAAGCAGCGGGCGCAGUGUGCCGGGCCAGGUUAGCAUGUGCCCUGCCUUCAUCCACCAUCAUCCACCCAAGUCCCGACCCUCAGUGAGCGGAGGCACCACAGCCACCUCCCCCCGUGUAGUGGUCACCCAACCCAACACCAAGUACACUUUUAAAAUCACUGUGUCUCCAAAUAAGCCCCCAGCAGUUUCGCCUGGUGUGGUCUCACCAACUUUUGAGCCCACCAACAUCCUCAGCCUCCCCUCGGACCACUUUGCUGAGCCGGACCCCCAUCAUCUCUCGGAUCCCCUGUCAGCACACAGAGAGAGACCCAGUGAGCAACGCCGACUCAGCAUGGGUUCAGACGAUGCUGCCUACACUCAAGCUCUGCUAGUCCACCAAAAGGCCCGCAUGGAGCGGCUGUGGCAUGAGCUGGAGCUGAAGAAAAAGAAGCUGGAGAAGCUGAAAGAAGAGGUCAAUGUGAUGGAGAAUGACCUCACUCAGAGACGGCUACAGAGGUCCAACUCUGCCUCCCAGAUACCCUCUAUUGAGGAAAUGCAAAACUUGCGAUACAAAAACAGGAUACUGCAGAUUGACAUUGACUGCUUAACCAAAGAGAUUGACCUCCUUCAGACAAGAGGACCACACUUUGAUCCCAGUGCAAUUCAUAACUUCUAUGACAACAUUGGAUUCCUAGGCCCAGUUCCACCCAAGCCCAAAGGUACUUCAUCUGUUGAGUGUAUAGGGUCCGUAGACAGGAGGGGAAGGAAAAUUAAUGUCACAUCCAAGUUAAAGAAGGAUUCCUCCACUCCACCUCCUGCUGUCCCUCUGGAGUCCAGCACCAAGACCCCAAAGCCUGCGGCGGAUGCAGAGGAGGAUGAGGGAGCUCAUUGGAACUGCACGGCCUGCACCUUCCUCAACCACCCUGCCCUGAACCGCUGUGAACAGUGCGAGUUCCCACGCCACUUCUGAGCCACACCCUGCCCCACCCCACCGCAAGACUGCUCCUUGUUUUCUACCACCGUGUAUAACUCUUUAAAGAAGGGGGGUUUUCAUUUUCCAUGAGUUAAGGAAAUAUGGACAGGGUAUUUUGGGGUUUUUUUCCUCGUUUUUCUUCAAAGUUUUAUAUUUCUUGGGGUAGAAAGCUGCCCAUCAAGGGCAGACUUGACAGGACAGUGUUUACAGGUAGUGUUACUUAAACCAGCAGUGCUGAUGAUACCUCACCUUGGAGUGGACAGUCUGUGCAGGAGAUUCUCCCUUCACGCCUCCUGGCGAUUAGCAAGCGCGCACUCUCACGCUCACUUCUCCAAGGUGUCAUCAUGCCUUUGCCUUCCCUUCUGUGAUAUUUGGAAAAGAGGAGGAUUUGGGGGGUGACUGGGGCACUACAUCUGAAAGGAAAACCAGCAGGCUAUCUCCUUCCUAGUAUUUGUUUUUUUGGACUAUUGUGAUCGGUUCAUGCUCCCAGAGAAUGACCGGAAUAAUUUUGCAGUGUGUUUCUACCACCAAAGAGUGCCUUGUGUCCUCUCCCUCUGUAGCGCUCCAGUCUGUCUCCUAAAUCCACAGUUAAUGACAUGAAAACUAAAUUGCAUGCUUUGUAUGUACAGUAUACGUUGGAUUAAUACCCCAGAGUUUAUUACUGUACAUAGUUUUAGAAUGUGCUUUUAAAUGUGUAUUUCCUCACGCUAUGAAUCACUUUUAUUUCCUGUAAGUAUAGCAUAAUAGACUUAACUUUUUAGUUCUUUUCAAACAAAUAAGCACGGUGUCCCAUUUUAAGCUUUUUACUUGAUAAUCUGUGAGACAUGAAGCCUUGUGUAAAGGAAGAGCAAUAAUAAGAAACUAUGCACACAUGGACAUUUGCUCAAGACUGCUCUCUCUCUUCCUGAAAAAGUGGAUUUUGUUGUUCCUCCCAACGUACGAUCUGCAGAUGCAGCCAAGUCGAAACGAUGGCGUUUACCUGAGGUCCCAGAGAUAUUGGACUGGUUUGAGGCCCACAGACAGUGACACACAGCCGUCUUAUCUGACAACUGGAAUGUGGGUAAUGAUUGGGGAUAUUUCCACUUCUGUGAUGAGCGAGCUGUGCAUGUUUGUUACAUCAAUCUGGAAAAAAAAAGGAAAAAAAAAAAAAAAAAAACAACAAAAGGAUGAGCCAGGGUCACAGUUGAAGACCUUGACGUUGGGAAUGAAACGCACAUCUUGGUGGAAAGGGGCUGCUCCAAAGGGCUGUACUCCAUGGGACUUUUACUAUGCAGUAUGAAUUGAGAAUUAGUGUUUUGUCAAAGUUUGAGUUGUACUUAUUGAAUUAUUAUUCCCGUUUUCAGUAAGUGCCUUUCCUUCUGUCAUUUAUGUUCAGAAAACAAUGUUUCUCAAAGUGAAACGGGAUGAGGCAAAGGGGUCAGCAAUUUUUUUUCUUAUUUGUGAUUCCAUAGUGUUUUCCAUUUGCUCUAAAACCUUAGAUUUGUAAUGUUUUCAUGAGGGCUAAUAGUUCACAGUAGUGUGAAUUUAACCCCCUCCUUUUCCCCACACCAUACAAAAAAAAAUUUUUCAUCUCCUAAAAUUUGAAGUUGGUCACACAUUCACAUGCUGGUGCACAUAUUUGUUAGAAUGGUAAUUAUGUAAAUUAUCCAUACUGUUACCUAGUAUGUUAAAAUUAUAGAAACCAGACUGGUACAAAGUAAAAUCCCAGAGUUGUUUCUGAAGCACUUACAUCACAUGCUGUCAUGUUUCAGGUUUUAAGAAACCCAGUGUUCAGCUUCAUCUGCAGCUCGGUGUGAAGAUUGUCGGUUCAUACAUGGUUUAAUUAAAAACUAAUUUGGAUAUCUAAAGUUUUUGAGUUUAGCUGGGAAAACUGUCUUUGUAACAGAUAAAUUAUUUGUAAAAAUAAAAAAUCUAUCUGAA